Molecule: messenger RNA, 640 nt
Organism: Cetraspora pellucida
Lineage: Eukaryota; Fungi; Glomeromycota; Glomeromycetes; Diversisporales; Gigasporaceae
Source: the annotation of a GenBank genome assembly
AUGGCGUCUGAUACAUCUUUUCAAAUCAUUGAAUGCUUUGAAUGUGGAAAUACACGCGAUAUUGUAUGGUGCUCAAUCUGCGAAACCGAUGCCUUUACACGGAAUUUUCAUAGAUGGACAAGUGGUAACACAACGAUAGACCAAAUCAUUCAAUAUACCCAACAAUAUCGUGCAACAGGCUCUUUUAGUACUAUUUAUAGCGGUCUAUGGUUAGAAGGCCCUAGAUGGAAUUGGGACGAAAAAAACGCCGAUUGGCUUAGAAAUGGUCCGACAAAAUGUGCCUUAAAAAAAAUAGAAAAUUCUAAUCAAAUGAGUCGAGAAUAUUUAGAUAAUAUUAUAAAAUAUCAUCAAUGUCUUCAAGGAAGAUCUGUUGUUGAUUGCUUCGGUUUUACACGUGAUCCAACAGGUUGCUAUAUGUUCGUAAUGAGACUUUGUGAUGAAAAUUUAUACCAAUACAUUGAUAAAGCUAUGGAUUAUCUUCGCUGGGAAUUUAUUGUUGAAAUGCUUCGUGGAAUUAUUGAUGGCCUUAAACGAAUUCAUGAUAAUGGACUUUAUCAUGGUAACCUCCAUGGUGGAAAUUUGUUAAUCGAAAAUAUACCAGGAAGAAUUGGUAUAAGAAUUUCCGAUAUCGGACUAUAUG